AUGUCCUCCCUCACCUACACCACCGACCCUACCGGCCCCGGCCAACAAGCCAGCGAGACAUACCACUACUCGCAAUCUGUCAUUCUCCCCUCGGGCAUCGUCAAAUCUCAAAUCGACCUCGCGUUCGCCAACGUCGAUCGAGUGCUGCAAAGUCAUGGCUUGAGGGGCUGGGAAGAUGUGUAUUUGUGGCGCAGCUAUGCGGUGGGCAUGGAUGAGGCCAUGCAGUAUUUGGUGCCAAAGAUAAGGGAGAGAGUCCCGGCGCACCGGCCCGUUUGGACAGCGUUGAGUGUACCGAGGUUGGGGCUCGAGAAGAUGUUGAUUGAGAUUGAGGUUGAGGCGUUUGCGCCGCUGAAGUGA
This is a messenger RNA of Penicillium atrosanguineum, 357 nucleotides long. RefSeq lists its product as uncharacterized. The transcript is spliced from 2 exons. Bases 1 to 357 code for a protein of 118 amino acids. The record is from RefSeq and is a predicted model, not a curated record. Lineage: Eukaryota; Fungi; Ascomycota; Eurotiomycetes; Eurotiales; Aspergillaceae.